Xiphophorus hellerii (green swordtail) is the source of this 3268-nucleotide messenger RNA. RefSeq names its product distal-less homeobox 1a (gene dlx1a). Gene Ontology annotation, biological process: embryo development; negative regulation of transcription by RNA polymerase II; cell differentiation. Bases 1392 to 2156 code for a protein of 254 amino acids. Gene Ontology annotation, molecular function: RNA polymerase II cis-regulatory region sequence-specific DNA binding; DNA-binding transcription factor activity, RNA polymerase II-specific. Lineage: Eukaryota; Metazoa; Chordata; Actinopteri; Cyprinodontiformes; Poeciliidae. The record is from RefSeq and is a predicted model, not a curated record. The transcript has 4 exons.
CUAACCCCUCAGGUGAAGAGCAGCAGGUGUUAAAACACCCUCAGCCACAGAGCUACUCACUCCUAAUGAGUCCUGCCUCCGCGCUCCAUCCAUCCGUGCAUGAAGGACUUUAUUUUUAGUGCGGCUAGUUAAGAGUCCCGCUGCAGGAAGCGCUGCUGUGGCCUGCGCUGCCCUCCUGCCGGCGAGUCAAAUUAUUAAUGACAGUGCGGUAAUAUUAUCACAUGUCUGCUUCAUCCUAAUGGCGCUUUAGGAGGCUUGAGAAAAUCCUUCUAGUAUUAGAUUAUUACUUUGGGUUACUGAAAACCUUUUUGCAAAAGAGGAAAAAAAAAUGAAAUAAGUGUUUUCUAGCUCCACAUUGCAUCACAUAAACAUCUCUCAUUUAGGAGUACACUUGUGCUAUUAUUUUACAUGUUUCCUCCAAAUUCUGCCUCAAUUCUGCUAAUGGUUUUGCUCACAGUCGUCAGCAGAUACUAUAAUCGUGGGAAAAAUAAUGACAGUUAUCAGUCGCACCCACCAAGUACCCAUAAAAAAUCUGUCCUCUGUUCUGGAAGAUGAUAAUUAUCGGUUGUACCACCAUUAUCAUUGUCGUUGUUGAUGGAGGAAAAUCUUGAGGCAUUUUCCGAAAGUAAUUCCAGGAGAAAUCACUUCAAAUUGGCCUAUUUUAAGAGAGAGGGGGGACAACGGGACCAAGCCUUUGGUUAUAGCCUAAUAUUUCACAGAAAUCUUUAAAUCCCAAGCAUCCGCGGGCAUUCUGGCACAUUGUGGCGCGCACACACACACGCGCGCGUGUUGUGAUGUCAGCCGCCGGCAUUUUUUGAUAACACAUUCUGCAACUUACUCGUUCUGUUUGCAGUUCAAUUAUGCAAUUACGCUGAUAAUCGCAGUGAGGGAAUUUAACUGCCUUUAAUUUGUUAUUCAGGUGGAGAUGAUGGAGGGACCGCGGAUGGAGGAGCGGGGCUGCGCCUCUGCUCUGCGCAGACUGCGGCGGAGGAGCUGCGAUCUGCAGAUGAAUCCCGGGGAAAUGAAGACCUGCAGGAGACUUUGCUCCGCUUUCGUCCUGAGGAGGAUCUCUGACCUCGGGUGGCGCACAUCUGGUUCUUCGGACCCCCAGCCCCACACUCACCAAUCGGCUUCUCGCUCGCACAGAGUGGACCAAUCAGCGACAGCCUUUGAUGAAUAUUCAUGAGUCCGAGAUUCAAACCUUUGAGCGAGUUUGUCUCGGUCCACAGCAUCACUCCCAGGACUUUUUCACAGGCGCAAACUGCAUUUUCUUAUGAAUGGAAGGAGAAAAAAUCAGGCCGGCUUAAAUUGGGACCCGUCCUUUCGCUGAGAUCACAGAAGGAGGAAAACAACAAAAGCGCGGAGGAGACAGGAGGGAACCGCCAGAAGAGAUGACAAUGACCACGAUUCCAGAAGGUCUUAAUAGCCCUGCAUCAGGAAAAGCCGUUUUCAUGGAGUUUGGACCCCCGAGUCAACAAAUGUCUCCUUCCUCCAUGUCUCACGGACACUACCCCAUGCACUGUUUACAUUCUGCAGGUCACACGCAGCACGACAGCUACAGCCCAGCCUCGUCGUUCCCCAGAUCUCUGGGUUAUCCGUACGUAAACUCCGUCGGCAGCCAUCCCACAAGUCCAUACCUGAGUACAGUACAGACUUACCAGAACAGCUCGGGGCUCACGCAGACGCGACUGGAGGACCCAGCGGCACCAGAAGCGGAGAAGAACACAGUAGUGGAAGGCGGGGAGGUGCGAUUUAACGGCAAGGGGAAAAAGAUUAGAAAACCAAGGACUAUAUACUCCAGUUUACAGCUCCAAGCGCUCAACAGGAGAUUUCAACAAACGCAAUACUUGGCAUUGCCGGAGAGGGCUGAGCUGGCAGCGUCGUUGGGUCUCACUCAGACACAGGUCAAAAUUUGGUUUCAGAAUAAACGCUCCAAAUUCAAGAAGCUAAUGAAGCAAGGCGGCAGCACAAUCGACACCAACGUUUUAGCCACCGGUCGUGGACUUUCCACCGGCUCGCCCACCGUGGCACCGGUAUGGACGUCGCCGACCACCGUGAAGACGUCGGUGGGCACGACCGGCUCUUACAUCCCCAGCUACACCUCGUGGUACCCGACCACACACCAAGAGUCUAUGCAACAGUCGCAGCUCAUGUGAGCCGAUGCUCCGGCGUCAAGGACGGUGACGGACCCCGCAGCCGCCCGAGCUCGGCCUCGGCAUUGCUGAUGCUCCACGAUAAAAUAAUAAUAAUAAUUAAAAAAAAAAAAAAAAAAGAAGCAGCUGCCGCAUCCCGCGAGCUGACACGGAGGCCUCCUCGUGCCAGCUAGCAGAGAAGAGGGGUGGGUGGGACGCUGAGAGAGCGAAAAGGCGCACAAUGCACCCACGCGGGGCAGCAAGCCCGUGGCAGCGGGUAUCAAAACGACAAAAAAAAGGAACAUUUUUCUUUUCUUUUUUUCUUCUUUGGCUGCUGUUGUUUACGUUUCUCUUAUUUUUCUUUCUUAAACUCGAAUUGGUGUGAAGAAUUCUGUUGUUGAGCUGUAGGCUACAUGUUUAUGAGAAGAGCUUUUUUUUUUUUUUUUGUUUACGCCAGAUGACGACCUAAAACCAUGCAUUAACACCUGAGGCCCAAUCAGGCCUCAGCAGUGAAGGCUUUAAACCAAAUAACCGAUCCCAGACUCCACCGGUCAGGCCGCCCAUAGCGUACAGCAUAACACAACCACAGUAAAUCCUCACGUCGCCGUGUUGUUUCUAUGUGUUUGUUAUUUAAGUUAAAUUAUUCAGACGUGUCUGUGUUCAUUCUGUGUGCGUGUUUGAGAUGACAACACUGUGUUGUUGAAAUGCUGCACUAACGCAAGCAGAGCUUCUUUUGUUUUUGUUUUGUUUUUUUCUAUGCCGUGCCCCGAUUUUAUGUGAACAAAUGUAAAAGGACAGCCGAUUCGCUGCUUUUGAGAGAGAGAGAGAGAAAAAAAUAUCCAGAGGAUGAGCAGCUAUAACUUGUCACUGUAUUUUGUGUAUAAUUUUCAGAUACGUUUUUUUUUUUUUUUUUUUUUAAUUAUUAUUAUUAUUAUUUGUGCUGUUACUGGAUACGCUGUGAAACAGGGUUUUAGGCUUUUUGUGUAUAUUACUCGUCGACAUGUGUUUUAGUCACCAUAGAGGAUAUUUAGUUUUGUAUUGAUCACUUAAUUUAUUUAUCUGUUUCUGGAGUUUUUUAUGUACAUAAAAGUGAAAAAGUUUCAAAAGCAGUAAAAUAUGAUUUAAAUUAUGUUUAA